GUGACGUGAGGCAGAGCAUUGUGGGUCCUCACAGUCUCUUUCCGGCCACAGAAAACAACAUGACAAAGGGUACCUCGUCAUUUGGAAAGCGCCACAACAAGACACACACGCUGUGUCGGCGCUGUGGCCGCUCUUCCUACCACAUCCAGAAGAAGAGAUGUGCCCAGUGUGGAUACCCUAGCAAGAAGACCAGACGCUACAACUGGUCGGUGAAGGCCAUCCGCAGGAAGACCACUGGCACUGGCCGCCUGCGUCACCUGAAGGUCGUGUACCGGCGGUUCAGGAAUGGCUUCCGUGAAGGCACAAAGCCCCAGCCGAAGAAGACAACCGCGCAGUAAAUGUUGCUCUCAAUAAAGAAAUAUUGAAAA
Molecule: messenger RNA, 368 nt
Organism: Scylla paramamosain (green mud crab)
Lineage: Eukaryota; Metazoa; Arthropoda; Malacostraca; Decapoda; Portunidae
Gene: RpL37a
Product: large ribosomal subunit protein eL37A-like
Exons: 4
Coding region: 60-338 (92 amino acids)
Biological process (GO): translation
Cellular component (GO): ribosome; cytosolic large ribosomal subunit
Molecular function (GO): structural constituent of ribosome; RNA binding
Source: RefSeq, a predicted model, not a curated record